AUGAUGUAUUCUAAGGGACUUAGACUUUUCUAUAGCAAAGGACUCCACCUCCUUGUUGCUAGACCUGCAGUUACCAUGACUCAACAACAAGUCCAAAACUUUUCCAUCUAUAACCAGGAAAUGAGAGAAUUUUCAAGUGUAAAGAAAUCUAAAGGAGGCAGAAAGGGUGGUGCUGGUACAUCAUCAGAUGCUGAGAGUGAGAACCCUGCAUAAGAGGAAAAGCGUGAAGCAGUUUAAGAAGUCCAUCAUGAAGAGACUGCAAGACCAGCAACCGUAAAAGAUUUCUCAGCUGCCAAAAUUGCCACCAAUAUCAAUCUCAACCUUGAUAAGGCUCUCUUCAAAGCAUUCAGCGUUGGAGACAUCAAUAAAGUUGGAUCUGUUGCUGAUCAUCAACCAUCAUCAAAGGAGGAUACCAUUCCAGGUAGAUAUACCACAGUGCUCUUCACUUCAGCCUCUUUAUAAAAUCAACUUUACGACGUGUAUGAGGAUAUGGUCUUCAUUGGAAACCUCUUUGACAACUCAGAAAGCUUCUAACUUUUCACUCAAAAUGCUGGUAUUGGUAUCAAGGAAAUCAGAGCUUUUAACUAAGCCUUGAAAGAUACUGGCGCUGACAUAUCCCCAGUAACAAUUAAAUUCAUUGAAGUGCUCGCUGAAAACAAGAGACUUAUGUUCAUUAAAGAAGUAAGCGAGAGAUACCAAAAGCUUUACAUAUAAGCUAGCAAGGCCGAAAAGAUUUCAAAGGUUCAAAUUAUCUCUGCAUAUAAACUCACUGGAGAGGAAGAACAAUAAGUAUUGCAAGCUUUGUAAUCUAAUCCACAAAGUAAAGGCAAGGACUUCGUUCUUGAAUUCAAAAUCGACGAAUCAAUCAUUGGAGGGCUUCAAAUGUACACUGAGUCCGAAUUCAUGGAUCUUAGUUUAUCAACUAGACUCUAAAGACUCAACCAAGAAAUUCAAAAGAUGGCUGAUUGA
Molecule: messenger RNA, 969 nt
Organism: Stylonychia lemnae
Lineage: Eukaryota; Ciliophora; Spirotrichea; Sporadotrichida; Oxytrichidae
Source: the annotation of a GenBank genome assembly